Chenopodium quinoa (quinoa) is the source of this 714-nucleotide messenger RNA. RefSeq lists its product as uncharacterized. The transcript has 2 exons. Lineage: Eukaryota; Viridiplantae; Streptophyta; Magnoliopsida; Caryophyllales; Amaranthaceae. The record is from RefSeq and is a predicted model, not a curated record. The coding region runs from base 1 to 714 and encodes 237 amino acids.
AUGAUGAACAGAAACUGUGAUUAUAGCAAGUGGUGUGACUUUCACAAGGACCAUGGACAUACCUUAGAUGAGUGUACACACUUGAAAGACAACAUAGAGGACUUAGUCCGAAGAGGGUACUUGAACCAGUUCAGGCAUCAUCUUGUCUCAUCCUGGCAGAGGGAAGAAGACAGGUCUGGUCACGACCGUAGAGGAAGUUAUAAAGGCCCAACUGAGGGCAAAGAUCGAGAUAGUAAGCCAGAGAACAGGGUGUAUGUAAUUAAUGGUGGACUGCCACGAGCCACAUUUGAAGGGUACGACCAGAAAGGCAUAAUUUACCCGCAUAACAACCCUCUGGUAGUUACAGUGAGUAUUACGAAUUGGGAAGUGGAUAGAGUAUUAAUCGAUAGUGGCAGCUCAUCCAACAUCAUAUACAUCAGCGCGUUUAAAGAGAUGCAGCUAGAUAAGAGAGACUUGAAAAGGGUGAGCUAUGAAGUCACCGGGUUCAAUGGAUCAGGAUUGGUCCCUGAGGGCAUAAUAGAGCUGUCAGUUCGUGUCGGAGAGAGAUCAAGGCAGUGUGAUGUCCAAGCUGAAUUUCUAGUAAUAGACUCCCCAUCACUCUACAAUGUAAUUGUGGGAAGGCCACUCAUCCAUAAAAUAGGUGGGGUGGUCUCCAUUUACCAAUUUGCCAUGAUGUACACAACCAAUGAUGAAAGAUCCGCAAAGCUUAGUUGA